Messenger RNA from Geodia barretti, 819 nucleotides. The record is from the annotation of a GenBank genome assembly. NCBI's taxonomy places the organism in Eukaryota, Metazoa, Porifera, Demospongiae, Tetractinellida, Geodiidae.
AUGGCUGUCCGUACCCGUAAGCCGACGACACCGUCAUCGCGCUAUACCAGCGUCCGCGACUUCUCCGAGCUGAGCGAUGAAAGGCCCGAGAAGCGGCUCACCGAAGCGCGUGCCUAUCGCGCGGGUCGCUCCAAGGGGCGCAUCAGCGUUCGCCGCAAGGGUGGGCGCCACAAGCGCCAGUACCGCAUGGUGGACUUCAAGCGGGACAACCACGGCGUGCCGGGCAUGGUUCAUGCCAUCCAGUACGAUCCCAACCGCAGCGCGGACUUGGCGUUGGUGGUGUUUGCCGACGGGGACAAGCGCUACCUGCUGGCACCGCGCGGCUUGCGCGUUGGCGCGACGGUGCAGAGCGGUCCCGGCUCGCCGAUCGAAAUCGGCAAUGCUCUGCCAAUCGGCGACCUGCCGCUGGGCAUCGCGAUUCAUAAUGUGGAGCUGACGCCGGGCCGUGGCGGGCAACUGGUGCGUUCGGCCGGCAACGGCGCUGCCCUGAUCGCCCGCGAGGGCGAAUACGCGACGGUGAGAUUGCCUUCCGGAGAGACGCGUCUCAUCCACGUGCGCUGUAUGGCCUCGAUCGGGGAAAUCGGCAACCAGGAUCACAUGAACGUGGCCCUCGGCAAGGCCGGUCGGGCCCGCUGGAAGGGCCGGCGGCCCAAGGUUCGCGGCGUGGCCAUGAACCCGGUUGACCACCCGCAUGGCGGCGGCGAAGGCAAGGCGUCCGGCGGCCGCCAUCCGGUAUCGCCAUGGGGAAAGUUGACAAAGGGGAUGAAGACACGGAACAAGCGCAAGCGAUCGAGCGACUUCAUCGUCGGCAAACGUUGA